ACGAGACUGCGCCCAUCACAGCGCGGAACAAUGGCAGCAUCCAGCUCUUGACUCACAGAUGGAGACGUGCUGGAGCUGAGGAGAGCGCUUCAGCGGAGAUUUUAACACACGCUCCUGCUGUCAUCAGGGAUGGAGCGAUAGAGGAGCGCGGUUCUCCAUCUCUGACGGGAGGCGCGUCCACCUGCUCUCUGACGGAGGCCCGGGAUGCGCGAGAUAACAUGCACAAGUGCCUCUGAUCACGGAAAUUAUUUCCACAUAUGAGCUCUUCUGUGGCGUUCAAAGCUCUGGGCGUUUAGAAAUAGGCACUGAUCUGGCAGCGUAAGGAACGGAUGAGUGAUAUAACAAGCACCACUCGAGCAGGACAGACUCCCAUUGAUGGACAGCAGACAAGCCCGGAUCAUCUCGCAGGCUUUAGGCUCAACAGAAACCAAUGAACUGGACCAGACGGGUUCAUAUAAUCUGAAGAGUAAUCUAAAGCUGUAUGUGGCCACAAAGCUGAAUGGUGUCGCAGAUGCUGCCUUACACACAUCCUCCAGAGCUGCUGCAGUGAGCACAAAGAGAGACGACUCGUUCUGCCUCAGUGCUAAAUUGGCCUUAAAGAAGCACCACUUACCACGGCCACUGUCAACACAAACUCCUUUAGAGGACCACCCGACUGAUGAGUCCUCAAACUACACAAUAUCCCUCACACCCUGUGCUGCCAAGUGCUUGAGCCCCCUGGGCCUUACCGAAGAACGCAACCAGCGCCAUUUCACCAUGAUUGAACCCGCGAGCAUUCCUGGGCUCACACAGGACUGUUUGAUUCAGCAGAGUCGCACCUGUUCCAGCUGCUUCAUUGAGACCAAGGAUAUGUCCAAUGUAGAGGCCAGCAUCAACCUCAAAAUGUCUGACAUGAGCCGAGACUACAGCACCUGCCCUAUCUCUGAUAUUAACAUGCAAUGCAUGAGCACGAGUGAAACGGGAAGUUAUGGAGACCAGCUCCUCUCGGAUCAGCUUUUGAGCUUUCCUGUCCCCAAAACUCAGCUAGGUGAGAAGAAGGACACCGAGAAAACAGACUUGGAUGAUUCGGCCUCCAAAAACCUGUAUGAGGGCCUGCUGUUAGACAAGUGCAAUGGAGAGGAUGGUUUGCUUAUUAAUUCAAAUCAGGACUGGGGCUACUUCGAGUCCUUCAUUAGUGAGAGUAAGAUGGAAUUGCUGGAUCUCUGCUCCAAGAACGAGCUCUCCGUAAAUCUCUUCUCUGAGGAGGAUGUGGAUAAUUACAUGUUUGAUGACGAUGAUGAUUCCACUCUGAGUAGCGACGUGUGCUCGUUAAAGAUCCGCUACGAGUCCUUCCAGGACAAUAUGAGGGAGAAAACCAAUGUUCUGCAAGAAGAAACCCAGUUCAACUUUUUCCCAAGCGUCUUGGUGAACUGUACCAAGAAAGAGUCUGGUGUGGCAAAACGAGUCGUGGAGGAGCUACCACCUAAAUCAGAGGAGCUCGGAUUACAAAGUGACAGCAAAGGAGAUGGAAACAGAGUAGAGCAGACACCUGAUUGCAGCCCCAAAAUGAACUUCUUCAUUGAUUCAAGCAACUCUGCUGAUGACUCAGGGGAGUAUAGUGAUGACAGCUCCUCCACCGUUUCCUCUUUUGACACCUUCCAAGACAACAGGCCCAAAAACUUGUACUCACGAAAGAACGCAAGCUGCUCCAAUCAUCUGAACUAUGGAUUGCGGGCCAAAAGAAAAGUUAGGUAUAGCGAUGACUACUUGUAUUAUGUCGAGUCUACCGAAGGAGAAAGAAAUGUUGAAAAGCGAGAGAAACCACCGAUUGGUCCAAAGCAAGAAGAGGAUCUUGACUGGUGCCCUAAAAAGAGACGAAAAUACUCUCGCAAGGAUCCACCUGUAAUAAUCAAAUACAUUAUCGUCAACAGGUUCAAAGGAGAGAAAUGCAUGGCUGUGAAGCUGGGCAGAAUCGAUUCAGACGACACGACUGUAAGCUUAAACGAGGAUACAAUCAACAAAUAUGAGAAGCUCGCACCUCUGAAAGGUUUCUGGCAGGAGAAACAGAGAGAAAGAGAGGAACAGCUUAAGCUGGCAGCAGGAGAUAAACACAAUUCUCACCACCAUGCCUUUAGUUCCAGUCCCCCCAAAAGGAAACACAAGCUAGCACACAGGCUCAGAAUUCAGAGAAUUCAAACUGUGGAGCAAUCACCCAACAGGCAGGGCCUCUUUGCCUCUGAUCCCAGGCAGGAGGUUGCUUCUACAGAUGAAACUGCCUCCAUGGGAAUGCCAUUAACAAUAGCCACCAGCUGUGCAAGCACAUUAGACCCAAAUGACAUCAUACACACUGCAGCCCGGAAGAGCAGAUCGCAAGAGAGGGAGGAAAGGAGAAUAGGGAAUAAAAUAUUCAGAAUACAGAAAUUCAGAAGUGAAGCCAGACUUAGGAGCAAGAAAAUGAGAGACCUUGUGGAGAAUAGCGAGAGCGUGACAGACCUGACAGAAGUUUGCUCGCUGCAAAAAAAUAUGGACGCAGUAGGAGGUGCUGAAGAUGAAAAUGUCAGCGCAGUUGCACACAGUCCCCAUUUGUGUGAGAGUCAAACGGCUAAUGCCACUGAAAAAUUUGUUUUUGUGUCUAGCACCUGCUCCCCUAACAAAGAGGCAUCGUCUGAGAAUGUGGCCCCAAGUGUUUCCGUUAUCCCGGGUGGCUACCUGCAAACAUUGUUAGAUGCAUCUGAUUCUUCAGGUAGCACCAGUGUCCCAUUUUUCCCCCAGCAGACCCAACGCUCGUUGGACCUCUCUUUGGAAAAGCAGCAGUUCACCUCAAUUCAGCUAGCGCAAAGCUGUGUCCUUUCUCCCCCAUCAGAAUCAGAGCUCCAGCAGUCGCCCCAGAAUUGUCCGACUCUCACCCAGAUGUGGCACCCCCAGCUUGGUCCCAACCAGCAGUUCGCCGCUACAGAUAUUGCUGAAUCUGCGAUCCAGCCCAGCAGCUUCACUGGAGAGAUGGCUAUGCCGUUGUCUGAGAGUCUGACCGUGUCAGGCUACAGCCAGCUGAGUCUGGAAAGCAACAGAAUGCUUUAUGAAAAGAAUUACAUGCCUGAGCAGCCAUUGCCUCCUGACGCUGAGUUUCAGGCAUGUCAGGGGCAGCCACAGUUUCAAAGACCCACACUGCACACAGACAACGGCCGGCUCAUCAGUUUCGACUCAGUUGGCUCGCUGUCAGCUACUUCUAGCAAUUACAGCUCUCUGAGUCUUAAGUCCUGCGAGAAGGAUGGCGAGGAUGAUGUGAACGAGAACUUUCUGGCCCACUGCAGUCCCAAACUGGUGAUUCAGCAGAGUAUCGAUGCAAUCACACCCCUGAGGGAGUCUACAGACUUGCUGGAUAUCUCUAACUUCACUCCGGAUAAAUUCAGACACACAUCAUUGUCAGAGCUCUCUCCCCCAGAGACUCCUAAUUUAUCCCCUCAAGUUAUGGGCCGUGAGAUGAAGAUAGCUGGGAACACCGCUGACCUCCAGGAUGGGGCUAAGAUGCCAUGCACCAAAGACAUGGACUGGAACUGCAAAAUGAUCGAGCAGCAAGAUAUGGCUAGAUAUUCAGUAGAUGGGCACGAUUUUCAAUUGCACAUUUUUAACGGCGAAGACAACUUAAGCCUGGGGACAAAGGAGGAAAAUCUAGCUGACUUUGAUGGUGAUAUGAUGAGUGCAAUCAAGGGGACUAAGGCAAAGAGGAAAAAUAGCAACAAACAAACUGCAGGGCAGGGUACCAAGAAAAGCAAAGCACCAAGAGCUCCUAAAACAGAGAAGGGCAAAAUUCCACGUCAGACUUCACGAGCAUCUAAAAAGUUAAAGGCCUUGCUGGAUGAGAAAGGUGGUAAAGGCCAGACUGAGAGCAUUGCUCAUUCGCUGAAGGACAGCGGCUCUGAGGAAUGGACAGGAAUAGGUAGUUCAGAGAGCAAAAAUCAAGUCCACGAUGACCAGCGAGAGUUUGAAGAGCCAUCCAACAUCUUGUCAAAUAUUGUCUCAGGGAUGGCCGAAGUACAGAGAUUCAUGAUGGCCUCCGUUGAGCCAAUAUGGGGCCCUACAGCAAAUAUCUGCCUGCCCUCAGAGGCUAACAGCCUUAAGUUAAAGACUCUCAAAAUCCUAGCAGGAACUUCAUCCGACCCCAAGAAGAAAGGCAAUUUGGCUACUGGGGGCACAAAGGGCAGAAAAGGUGGGACGAAAGGUGGCAAAAACCAGGCAAAGUUCAAUGCCUCCUUGCCUUUUUUCCCUCAGUUGGCUUUGGGCUGCAACAUGUUUGACAAACCUAACCUUGGUGUUCCUGGUAUAAAUGGACCAGCGCACAAAAAGAUGUACCGUCACAAAUCCAGUGCAAAAUUCCCUCGGAUUGAAAAUCUAAAGGGCACGCGACCUGAACGAGAGCCAAAUAAGGACAUAUCGUUAAUGGCAUCUUUUGAGAAACUGAGGUAAUAUUUUAUAUCUAGCUGCUGAUGCACGUUCCUCACUUUCCCACUUCCUCCUCAUUUCUUGACAUACCUACACUGACUCAAGACCAGAGAUGCAUGGAAUUACGUUAUCCUUUACUACCCCCUCCUUGUUUUUGCCCCCGAAGAGGAUAUUGAUAUCUUGCAUGAGAAACUUCUUGUACUCGCAAACUACCUAUUGAUUGAUUGUGCAAGGCUUGAUUGAGAUUUUAAAUGACCAUGGCUGCAUUUUUCUUCUGCAUUCUUGUUUUUGCUGUUUUCUUUUUCCCUCGCAGUUGCUGAUUAGUUUUUGUCUGAAGAAAAGGAAAAAAAAAAAAAAAAACUUUAAGUGCAAAUUCUGUUUUUGGACCUUUUUUUUUUGUUCAUUUCUCAGUGAAUCUUGCUGCCCUUAUGUAAUUAUAUUUCUCUCUUCAAACAUGUAGCUAUUAUAAAAUGUCUUUGUGUGAAACAAGCUCCCCAUUUGAUUAUGUAUGCUGAAACAGAUGCCCUCCUCUCUUUUUUACCCUUUUACUGCCUGACUUUUUUUAAGUGUGAAAUGCUCAGCCCCUUAUCUAGGAUAACAACAUCCUUCGUCGAUCCCUAAACAUUAACAGCACAACAUGGGACCAUUUUGUAUUGAAGACAUAUCAGAUUACUGUUGUUCUAAUUUCUUACUGUUGGAAUGUACUUAUGAUUUUCUCUUAUCUACUAUGCUUUUUACAGGAGUUGUACUGGAAAUUGUCUUAGAAGGACAUUUCUAUGCCAUGGAAAUCCCAAAACGCUCCAUUUUUGCUUUCUUUUUUAUAUUUUCAUUUAAAUAAUAAUAAUAAUUAUAAUAAUAAUGGUAUUGAAUGAUAAUGAUUAUUGACUGGACAAAUAUAUUACUACUAACAGAUUAUUAUUAUUAUUAUUAUUAUUAUUCAGUAUCACUGUACAGAAAUGCUCUGUUUAAAGCAAAACAUGAAAUCUAUCCGUGUGCCAAAUGUAAACUUUCUGUACACAUUUAUAAUCUGUAUGAAUACUGGUUGUUUCAUUUAAUAUCCUGAUGAAUGCUGGAUGUUCUCCUUCAAGACUUAGCAAGAUCAAGAUCUGACGUUUGUAUUUGGUUAGUAGUUUUGUUUUCUUUGGGGACCCUAUCGUUUGAAGAGCACCUGCAGCUGACAGUGGUACAACCACUCAACCAAAACAACUCAACUCUGAACUUUUUUUUUGUUCUACUCUUGUCACCUUAAUUAACAAAUUCAGUGUACCUCAGCAUUACGUCUGCUUGGAAUCAAAAAGAGAAGCAAAGAUGGACUCUUCUAAACACAGGAAGAAAAAUCAGAAAGGUGGACACGGAUAAUGUUAAUUGAGGAUGGUAUCUGUCUGGUAUCAGUCGACAAGCAAUUAUUUCGCAAUCUACUGUAACAGGAACUGUGAACAUAAUGUUUCAAAUUUUCCAUAUUUGUUGAAUGGAGUUUUUUUGAUGGUUAAGAAACUGUAAAGAAUGUCUCUUUUGCUUUAUCCCACUUUUACACGUUUCCCUUCCUGUUUUCCAUAAAUAGUUAAGUAGUAUCCUGUGCGAACAAUUACAUCUGACAAUAUUUUUCAACAUAUAUAUAUAUUUUUUUAUUAUAUUUUAAGUUUUUCGGUGAACUCUGUUUUGGUGAACAUGCUAUGUUUUAUUUCAUUCAUUUUAUACAACCCAGGCUCAUUGGAAAUUCGUGCUUGAGGUGAUGUUUCUGCAACGCCAAUAUUAUGUUUAUAAAAUAUCCAUGUUUCUCAGCAGUUUGAAAGUGAAAUGUCCAGUGAGUGGCGCUAAAAUGCUUGCUAAAUAUGUGACCAUGGCCAUGAUUUUAUUACAUCGGUACAGGCACAUAUUGUACAGUUUUUAUUACGUUGCUUCAGGUACAUAUUGCGGCGGUUCAGAAUUCAAAUGUCCAAGUAGUGUCGCUAAAAGGUUAAUGGUAUAUCCAUCAUGUUCCCAAACCAAACCAAACCUACCCGAUAGUGUUAAUGAAAGCAAAAAUGAUAUAAAACGUAUUCGCUGAUGUAACUGUGCUAUAUUAACGUACUUCUAUGUGGGUUUGAGCUGUUUUGUCUAAUGUUAGUUUCACAGGAUUAACACCGUAGCGCUUCACCAAACAAGUGCAACGCUGUAUCGGGUGAGCUACGGAGCAAACUUACUUCCGUUAGAAAAUCAUACACAUUAAGCUGUAUAUGUGAUGCUGACAUUCAAAAGUGUCAUUUUUCAAAUCUUGCAGCGUGUUAAAAUCGUUUUGGGGUGAUAACAUAAUAUUGUGCAAUAAAUUGUACGAAGUCGUCUGAGUUUUACUGCCUCUAGUGUUAAUUUUAACUGGAAACUGCAGCGAAUCGUACAUAUAGUUUUAUUUUUAUUUUUAUUUUUUUGAGUUUUGCAGAAAUGUAGGUAGAUGCAUGUAUUUCCAAUGCGCCUGGGUAGGUUUUAUUAGUGGCACAUUAGUGCCCCCUAGGUUUUGUCACUAAUUCCAUCUCAAUUCAAUGUAGCUGGAAAACCUUUGAAACCAAAUUCGUUCUUUGAAAAGCACCGAAUCCAUUGGCAUUUACCACACAUAGAUGAAUAAAAGACUUCUUUGAUUUAAAAUAAUCACUCUAGGAGGAUAUCUCAGGUAAAGUAAUGCCUUAUCUAUAGCUUUUACCUUAGAAAGAUUUCACUCCGUCCCCUUCUGCCUCCAGCCGGCCAUGUUUAGCAGCAGGAUGAUGCUGAUGAGGAAACUGCACAUGGGCCGCUCGCCCGUCUAGCCUGCCUUCUCUCAUUUCUGCCUGUUGUCAACUGAAUGUACUUCAAGUUUUUUACAAUGUGCCACUGUUAAGCUGCCUCCUCCUACUGGUGCUAAGAGGGUAACCGUAUUCGCCCAGAAAUUAUGACAAGGAUUAUAAGAAUCGAAACCCUACUCCUCUCUUUAUGAAUGUACAAUAUGGUUCUGUUCGAUGUUUUCACAACACAAUUCUUUGUCAUUAAUUGGAAUUGUUUUUGCCUUUUUGUUGGAGAAAUUAUUGAGCUUUAUAAAUAUUGUCUAGAGUUGAUACCAGAGGGAUUCUUAAUUAACUCUCGACAUCACAAAAAUAUUGUAUAUUUUUCUCUGUGCCAAUUUGUAAGAUAUUUUGUAAGUGUAUAUUUUUCUUAGAAAGUGCUGUGAAGUAUUAGUAUGUGUGUGUGUGUGUGUGUGUGUGUGUGAGUAACCUUUUUUGUGCCUCUGUAGGCAGUGAAAAGGAUGUAUAAUGACAAGCUUUUGGUUUUAAAAACCAAAAUAUUAAGAAACAAAAAAUGAAAAGAAAUAAAAAAGACUACAUUUUGUUGCAAGUUUUGUAAGAGGAAACUUAUCUUGUUGUGAGAGUGUUGUGUUAUCGUGGAAAACACUUAUAGGCAAAAAAGUACAGACAAAAAUUGUGAACUAUUCGCUGUUUUAUAGAUUUUCAUGUAAAUUAUUCUUGUAUCAUUUUAUGUUGUAUCUGUUGCAAAGGUUUUAAAUAUUUGUGAUCAAGCCUGUAUGGUGAAAUGUAAUAUUGGUAACUUGCUGAGUUUUGUAAUAAUGUUUAUGGAGUACAUAUACAAAUUAAAAGGAGAUUUUGAAUGCUG
Molecule: messenger RNA, 8034 nt
Organism: Onychostoma macrolepis
Lineage: Eukaryota; Metazoa; Chordata; Actinopteri; Cypriniformes; Cyprinidae
Gene: nexmifb
Product: neurite extension and migration factor b
Biological process (GO): negative regulation of cell-matrix adhesion; negative regulation of neuron migration; negative regulation of cell-cell adhesion mediated by cadherin
Cellular component (GO): nucleus
Source: RefSeq, a predicted model, not a curated record